UGUUUCAUUAGAUAGAUAGAUUAGUCGAUCGAUUAGUCUGAGAAGUUGAAAAAUGGCGACGCCGGCGUCAGCCUAUCAGAAGCUCAUAUCGGUAGGAACGAAGAUCGUCGCAGUUGGUCGGAACUACGCUGCUCACGCCAAGGAGCUUGGCAACGCCGUUCCCAAGGAGCCGGUCUUGUUCAUGAAACCGACAUCAUCUUACUUGCAGGACGGAGGAACGAUAGAGAUUCCAAAUCCAUUGGAGUCUCUGGAUCAUGAAGUAGAACUUGCUGUAGUUAUCUCUCGUAAAGCUCGCGAUGUCUCCGAGGCCACAGCCAUGGAUUAUGUUGGAGGUUAUGCGCUUGCACUUGACAUGACUGCCAGAGAAAUUCAGUCAAAAGCAAAGUCUGCAGGCCUUCCAUGGACUAUAGCCAAGGGUCAAGAUACUUUCACACCAAUCAGUUCUAUUCUAUCCUUAUCGAUGGUUCCAGAUCCUCAUGACUUGGAACUGUGGUUAAAGGUUGAUGGAGAAAUUCGGCAGAAGGGUUCAACUAGUGAUAUGAUAUUCAAAAUCCCAUACCUGAUAAGUCACAUAAGUUCUAUCAUGACCUUACUUGAAGGAGACGUUAUACUAACAGGUACUCCUCAAGGUGUUGGUCCAGUGAAAGCGGGUCAGAAAGUAACUGCUGGCAUUACCGGCCUCUUGGAUGUAAACUUUGAGGUUGGGAAAAGGAAAAGACCCGGGUUUUCUUAAGCAAGCAAACAAUCUUCCAAUGCCUAUUUCCUUCUUCUGCUUCUGCUUCUAGGGAGGUAAAUAUAUAUAUCUAAAGUUACUCACUUGGAUUAAUAUUAGCAUUGGCAGAUUGACUUGCAUCCUGACUUGCAUCAACACCAAGCAAAUUUUAUCAUUUUAGAUGUUUCGAAGUUGGAACAGACAUGGAAUUCGUGUUAUUGUUGUUAGUUUGAAUCGUUUACUGGAUAUUCAA
Impatiens glandulifera is the source of this 965-nucleotide messenger RNA. Its product is annotated as probable acylpyruvase FAHD1, mitochondrial. NCBI's taxonomy places the organism in Eukaryota, Viridiplantae, Streptophyta, Magnoliopsida, Ericales, Balsaminaceae. The record is from RefSeq and is a predicted model, not a curated record. Gene Ontology annotation, cellular component: mitochondrion. Gene Ontology annotation, molecular function: acetylpyruvate hydrolase activity. The transcript is spliced from 7 exons. The coding region runs from base 53 to 733 and encodes 226 amino acids.